Messenger RNA from Drosophila persimilis, 736 nucleotides. Its product is annotated as sterile alpha motif domain-containing protein 15. The transcript is spliced from 2 exons. Gene Ontology annotation, molecular function: protein binding. NCBI's taxonomy places the organism in Eukaryota, Metazoa, Arthropoda, Insecta, Diptera, Drosophilidae. The record is from RefSeq and is a predicted model, not a curated record. The coding region runs from base 14 to 736 and encodes 240 amino acids.
AUCAUUGUCCUCGAUGUCGAUGCCAUCGCCAAUGGAGAGCCUGACCAUUUGUGAGCAGGAUGAGGAGGAGCAGGAGUUUAGCUUCCGCUAUCCAAGCUAUAUGUUCCCCGAUGUGGACUACGACAAGGACGAUAUACCCCUGCCAUUCAAGGCCACGCCGGACUCGCUCUUUAACCUUUGUGCUGCUGUCGUGGAUGCCCAGGGCCGCACGGAGGUGUUCAAGUGGAGCAUCAAUGACGUGGCCGAUUGGCUGCGCGACUUUGGGUAUCCUGAAUACGAAGAAACCUUCAAAGAGAACUACAUCGAUGGGCACAAGUUGCUCAACCUCGAUGCCAUAUCCUUGGUGGCUCUAAAUGUACGUAACUUUGAGCACAUCCGUCACCUGGGACGUGGCAUUCGAGCCCUCUAUCGGAAGGAGCUCCAGACAGCCACGGAGACAAAGCAGCACAGUGAGGUCUACAAGACCUUUAAGGCACGCACGGGCAGGAGCUACGAAGGAUUGCGCGAAACGGAGCUUCUGGGACGGAUGCACAUGAUCCGCUCUGUCUUCCGGGACGUCAACGAUUGGGAUAUGAUGGAGCUGCAUAUGGCUCGGGCACCGAUUAGACGGUAUCGCGAGGUGCUUGCCAACUCUAGGCGCUACAAUCUCUACGGACCGUCGACGGCACGCAGAGAGCCUAUUAUCAUGGACGAUGUGGAUACCACAUCUUGGUUUGAUUUUGGCGAUUGCUAUUAG